AUGACUGAUCGCGGUCUUCGCAGGACAUCGCCGGUGAUGGAAUUGCCCGUACCUCUCGAGUUUGUGUUUUGCGCAGACGGAUCUGCGGGCGUCAAUCCUCGGCGGAAGGCAAAGUACUCGUGUGAGAACUGUCGGUCAAAAAAGAUCAAAUGCGACGAGUCCCGGCCGGCUUGUGUUCCCUGUGCAGCAAAGAAGAUAGCGUGCAAGUACGGCAAAAUGCCGGGUUUGGCUGCGAAAGAGAGUAAGCGUUUGAACGGCAAGAUGGAGCCCAAGAAACGAAGGAUAUCAUCGAAUUCAGACUCGUCAGAGUCCACUACCCUUCCCGGAAUUGCGUCGCUGAACUUCAAGCCUAGCAAGGGUCCAUCAGAGUCUAAGCUAUCUGCUUUGCAGGGGGUCGGGUCCUCGCAUGGGUCUUUACUGCCAGGCGCAGCUCCGGUCCCAAAGAAGUCGCCUCAGGUAUCAGCAGAGGCCGCCAGCAUAGGUCAAUUAGCAGCGGAUGCUCAUGAAUUUGCUCUGGAAAGACGAAACUUUACACAGAUAUCCACCAGCACGCAGUUCCCGAGCAGAUCCUCUCUUUCAAUGAAUCUGAGCGUUUAUGACGAUCUACUUCUCUCGAUCGCUUUACACGCUCCCGAUAUCGAAGACAGCACAGCGCCAUCAAGAAAGUCCGACGACGAGUCUAAUAUUCUAGAAACCCUUCUCCGACGAGGACCAGCAGUCUACCUCCCUCUGAUAUCCGCAUUUGUCCAACACAUCCACGCAUUCUACCCCGUCUUUCUUUCCUCGCCAACGUCGAAAAUAGUUGAUCUGCUCUCGACCGCGCUGUCGCCGGCCCGGUACACAAAGUCUGAGGGGUCGUUGAUGUGUACGAUACUAGCACUAGGUGCGGAGUGGAUAUUGAGAUACUCUCCGUUUGAGCGCAUUGGGUCGUUGGAGGAGUACCGAGAUAAACUGAUUCAGUUGGCGUAUAGAUGGACUGGGGACGGACUCAGUCAUUCAGACUUGUUUGGAGCUCAAAGCUUGAUCUAUCUCAGCCUAUACAAAAUCGCCACUAUGCAGAUUCAGGUCGCAUACAAGCUUGCCUCGGCAGCAUACACCCAACUCCGUCUCUGCCAACUGUCUCCGAAAAACAACCAAGAGAAAUGCAUCACCACGCUGUCUCUCGGCUCGCUAUUCUUGCUCGACUCCGGCAUCUUCGCUUCUUACUCCCUUCCUCCGAUUCUCACAUACUCGGAUGCACUGUACGCUGAGUUCUCGUACUCUCGGUCAAAGUAUGAUAUCACGGUGCUGCAGUUUCUGAAUGCGCGUAUUUCCGCGUUGGCGCUGCGUUGUAGCGUGAAGGAAAGCUCGAAGGAUUGGAUACCGGAAAAGUCACUUCGUGUGCCGGGCAUUUUGUUCACAGUGACGGGAGAGUUUAUGGAGAAGCUGGAGGAGUGGCGGCUUGAUAUACCUGAAGUGCUUCGAGAGUCGAACGAGAAGGAAGAGAAUUCGACGAGCGAGACGACGGUGUCGGGUGGAAGCUCGGAAAACUCGACUCAGUACGAAGGACUGCCGCUCCAAACCUUUAAGACUCAGCUUCAGCUGUAUUACUACGACAUCAGAGCAGAGAUUGGUAAACUGUAUUUGGCCAGUGUGCAGUACUACGAGAGCCAGUGGCCGGCAAGCAGCCGUGCGGAGAGUUUGGCGCAGUUUCAGUCAGAGGACAGGGAUAGACUACAGAUCGACCCGUUCGUGAUGGACAGGAUGAAAGAGUCUGCUACAUCGAGUUUGCAGGAUAGCAGGAGGUACAUCAAAGCAUGCGCGAGUAAGCCAAACGAAAGGUCUCAGGACCUCUGCUCGCUGAUGCUGGACAUGCCGCGUUUGCUAUCCCAUCUGGUCUGUCUGACCUCGAGCACCGAGGGGACGAGCCAGAGAGUGGACAGUCAUCGCCCGCACUUUACAGAAAACAGAUUACAGGCGUGCGCCAGAGUCCAGACGUACUUGGCCAGUGUUAUUGAUAAUCGCCAAGUACGUAAUCAGCAAUCGGCCGCUGCGGUAGAUUCGGCGGACGACCAUCGGAGAUAUGUGGUUGGAAAGUUAUCGCGUGCUGUGGACGAGAUCCGUAGCCGAUUCUCAGAGCCGGCUGCAGCUGUUGUGCGGUAUCAUUGUACAAACACAUGA
This is a messenger RNA of Myxozyma melibiosi, 2160 nucleotides long. RefSeq lists its product as uncharacterized. The transcript is spliced from 2 exons. The coding region runs from base 1 to 2160 and encodes 719 amino acids. Gene Ontology annotation, molecular function: zinc ion binding; DNA-binding transcription factor activity, RNA polymerase II-specific. Gene Ontology annotation, biological process: regulation of DNA-templated transcription. Lineage: Eukaryota; Fungi; Ascomycota; Lipomycetes; Lipomycetales; Lipomycetaceae. The record is from RefSeq and is a predicted model, not a curated record.